AACAAACCACUGUUCUGAAAGCAUUUGUAGAACAGACUUGCCUCUCCUGGUGAGAGAACUGGUUUGAAACAGCAGAACUGUCUCUCAGGCUAAGGCAGAGAAUGUAUUGGAGGCUUUACCUUUCUCGGCGGUGCUCUGAGGCUUGUAUGUGGAUCUUCAGUAGGAAUGUGAUUUCAUGCUGUCUAAGGCUAAUACCAACCAUCACGUUUUGUGGUGCAAAGUUUAAAGGUUGGUGGAUAAAUGUGCUGUGUGUUUAAAACAGUCUUGUAAAAGCUUGAAAUUUCAGCUCAGUUCAGUGGGCUCACUACAAAUUUUCCCCUUUACCUUCAUUUUUGUCUUGUAAUUCCCCUGUUCCUUUAUCUCCAGUGUCCGAAGUAGAGGGUUGAUGUGUUGUUGACUGACUCAGUUGUACAACUGCUGUCUAACUUGGGAGUUUACUAGGAAGGAUUUUGCUGCUCUUUUUAAAACAGCUGUCUGUAAAUGGCACUUCAGAUUGAUUGUUUCUGUAUACUCUGAAACAAUUUAGAAGCAACCUGACACUGCAUUCUCAUCAAUUAGACUGCUGUUUAGUUAAGGUUGGUCUUGUGUAUUCUUACAAACAUGCUUACUUCAAAAUCUGUUUGGUCAGAGAGGAUAAUUACGCCUUUAGUUAGCUCUACAAAAAUGAAGUCUCUGUCUCUUGGUGUGGACGUGCUGUGUGUUGUCAGCCAGCAGGCCGCUGUGCCUGUUCUGUGUGUUUAACGAAAGCCGAAGCAAAACCCUGCGUUUGUGAGCUUCCGGAAACAGGGUGUCCCUCCUGAAACGGGCUCACAAACGGAAGUUGCAAAACUUACUCUUCACAAUCUGCCUCGAAGAAAGCAGGACAUCUCUCCAUCAGCUUCCCACUGACUGAAAGAUGUCAGCAGCUGGAGUAGUGUCCUCCUGUUCCCGUCUCUGUUCUGGAGUAUGGCUGCUGAAAACAGGAAUGCAGAAGAUGAGCUCCUUUGGCUUCCAUACAGCAGCCAGGUGUGCUGCCAAGGAUUAUUACGAAGUACUUGUGUUGGGUGGAGGCACUGGUGGAAUCACCAUGAGUGCUCGGAUGAAGAGGAAAGUGGGGGCAGGAAAUGUGGCUGUUGUUGAGCCAAGUCAGACUCAUUACUACCAGCCGCUGUGGACCCUGGUUGGUGGUGGUGCAAAGCAGCUGGCGACUUCUGCCCGUCCAACAGAAAGUGUCAUGCCUAAAGGUGUUGAGUGGAUCAAAUCUCGAGUUACAGCACUGGAUCCAGAUAAAAACUGUGUCUGGCUGGAGAAUGAUACCAAGAUAUCUUACAAGUAUCUGAUAAUUGCCCUUGGGAUUAGUCUGCAUUAUGAAAAGAUCAAAGGCUUGCCUGAGGGUUUUCAUCACCCUAAAAUAGGUUCCAAUUAUUCAGUUCUUACGGUAGAGAAAACAUGGAAAGCCUUACAAGAUUUCAAGGAAGGAAAUGCUAUCUUCACUUUUCCAAAUACUCCAGUCAAGUGUGCAGGGGCUCCUCAGAAGAUCAUGUAUUUAUCAGAAGCCUACUGGAGGAAAACAGGAAGACGUUCCAAAGCAAACAUAAUGUUCAACACUUCACUUGGUGUCAUUUUUGGGGUUAAGAAGUAUGCUGAUGCAUUGCUUGAAAUAAUAAAGGAGAGGAAUAUCACUGUUAACUAUAAACACAACCUUGUAGAAGUUCGAGCUGACAAGCAGGAAGCUGUGUUUGAAAACUUGGACAAACCUGGAGUGACUGAAGUUCAUCAGUAUGAAAUGCUUCAUGUCACACCCCCAAUGGGGCCACCUGACGUACUCAUCAACAGUCCCGUCUCGGAUGCAAUUGGCUGGGUGGAUGUAGAUAAGGAAACUCUACAACACAAAAAGUAUCCUAAUGUAUUUGGUAUUGGAGACUGCACCAACCUUCCAACAUCAAAAACUGCUGCAGCUGUAGCUGCCCAGUCUGGAGUACUUGAUAAAACUAUUUCCCUGGUAAUGAAGAACCAGCUGCCAACUAAAAAGUACGAUGGAUAUACUUCCUGCCCACUUGUAACGGGCUACAACAAGGUGAUUCUAGCAGAAUUUGACUAUGAUGCUCAGCCUUUGGAGACUUUUCCCAUUGACCAGAGCAAGGAGAGAGUAACCAUGUACCAUAUGAAAGCUGAUAUGAUGCCUUUUCUCUAUUGGAAUGCACUACUUAAGGGAUACUGGGGAGGACCAGCUCCUGUCAGGAAGCUAAUGCAUCUGGGCUUGAAGUAACUGCUGCUUCUUGGUGUUGGACAAGCCUUUUUGAAGAGAAAGGACUGGAUGCAGAGUAGAUCUAUCCAUUAUUUUGUAAAAUCAAGCUUUUGUCCUAAAUUCACUUUUCCUUCUACUAGGAAUUAAGCCUUUGUAGGCUCUUUCACUGCUUUAUGUAAACUAAUGCCUUAAACUACUUAUGUCAAUACACAGGAGCUUGAAUUUGCAUUAAGCUACAAAACACUACUGCAGGCUUGAAAUCAGUUUUCAAGCUGUUGUAUAUGUAAAAUUUUCUCCCUGACUGAGUUAUCUGCCUGUGAAAUCAGUGUAAAUUGAAUUAUCUACAUCUGAGAUCAGUGUGCACUGGAUUUAACACAAUGCCAUGCUAGUAAAAUAGCCUGAAAAGCCCCUGUUGUUCUCUCCUUUUUGAAGAGCAAAAUCAAUUCUAAUUUCUUCAUCAAGAAGCAUCUUGCUGCCUAAUUAGAUGGACUAUAGAAAGUGAUGGGUCAGUGAAAGAAUUUGAAGCAGUAUGUAUGUGUGUAUAUAUAUACACACAUGCACACCCUCGCGGGAGAGUUGUGCCACUUCACAUCAGUUCUGCUAUCAUAGUUUAUGUUCACAGGUUAAGAGCACUGUGAAAAGAAUUCCCAAUAGACUAGAGACUGGGAGAAGACUGAGAUCAUCUACGGCCACAUACUAGCCUGAAGCACAAAUUAAGAUGACAGACAAGGGGGAAGUGCUUUUUAAUUAUGACCAUAUGAACAAAGUCAAAUUUAAGAGUUGAGAGUCUUCACAGAAGCUGGAACUUUAGUGGCAGUCAGGCAGACAGCA
This is a messenger RNA of Athene cunicularia (burrowing owl), 3058 nucleotides long. RefSeq names its product sulfide quinone oxidoreductase (gene SQOR). Gene Ontology annotation, cellular component: mitochondrion. The record is from RefSeq and is a predicted model, not a curated record. Lineage: Eukaryota; Metazoa; Chordata; Aves; Strigiformes; Strigidae. The coding region runs from base 896 to 2248 and encodes 450 amino acids. Gene Ontology annotation, molecular function: sulfide:quinone oxidoreductase activity; FAD binding. The transcript has 10 exons.